GAAAAUUAUUAUACCGUUGAUAAAUGCUUUGGUAAAAGUCUUACACGUAAUGGCACUGAUGGAUUGCUCAGGUCCGUGGAAUUUAGUGUGAUCCAUCCAGAAAGACACAUUUUAGUUAUAUUGUCAUAGAACCAAGUUUACCUAAUCUUUUCAAAAUUGGCUUUGGCAUCGUGUAUAGAAAGAGUUCGUUUUAUAUCCCUUUUCCCCUUCAAUCUAGGGUUUUGCUUGAUUGGCUGACUGGUGUGCACAGCCUGGCACUUGGCUCAGAUUGGUGCAGGAGAGACCUGUCACCUUCAUUAAGGAGAGCCUGAGUGCCAGAGAUGCUUAUUUGAAAAUGCAGAACUCGGGGAGUAAAGAUGAACAGAUCCGCUAAUAAGAUUUAAAAGUUUUUAUUUCUAUUUGUAUUUCUGGUAACGGAUCCUUAUAAUACUGACAGCAUAGUAAAAUGAUAACCUUCAGCAUUGAUGAAUAUGAUAAUGGGCAUUGUGAUCAGUGUCAAUUUGCUCAUAGAAAUGAUUUUACUAAGAUUUUCUUUCUUGAUUAUUUUUGAUUGCAUAAAAGCUAAAAUGAUUAUGAUAGUAGUAGUGAAUAUGACUAUCACGAUUAAUAGUAGUGUUGGUAUAACAUCAAUGUGAAUUACACUCGAGGCCUUUGUAGUUUGCACCUACUUUUUCAUAUGUCCCCUCUGAAAAGGUAGUGGUGUCACCCCACUUAAUUCAAGGCCUUUUCUUGACUACUGAAGAAACUACUCCUUUAAUGUUUAAAUAUUUCAAUUUAAUGCAGCGUCGACGACCUUUCCCGGAAGGUCUACUGAUUCAGAGGACAAAGAUAGGAAAUUUGAAGAUAAAGAAGAGUGGCAAAGAUGGCAUCAGAAAAGAGCGCGAUACAUUUGGGGAGCUGGACGUGCCCAACAGCAAAUACUAUGGGGCUCAGACUGUACGAUCCGUCAUGAACUUCCCCAUUGGUGGAGAAACGGAGCGAAUGCCGUUGCCAGUGAUUAAGGCCUUUGGGGUACUGAAGAAGGCUGCAGCAGAGGUCAACCAGGAGUUUGGUCUUGAUCCCAAGAUAGCUGAUGCCAUUUCCAAAGCAGCUGAUGAAGUGAUCAGCGGAGAACUCUAUGGGGAACAUUUCCCUCUUGUCAUCUGGCAGACUGGAUCUGGAACGCAGUCCAACAUGAACACCAAUGAAGUAAUUGCCAACCGUGCAAUUGAAAUGUUGGGAGGAGAACUUGGGUCAAAAUCACCUGUUCACCCCAAUGACCAUGUGAAUAAGAGUCAGAGUUCAAAUGAUACAUACCCAACUGCCAUGCACAUUGCCACUGCAGUCGAGAUUCACAACACACUGUUGCCAGGCCUUGAAGCCUUGCAUAAGGCCUUGGAUGCAAAAGCCAAGGAGUAUGCAGACAUUGUAAAGAUUGGCCGCACUCACACGCAGGAUGCUACACCCCUAACUCUUGGCCAAGAGUUCAGUGGCUAUGCACAGCAGAUUGAGUUUGGCAUUCAGCGUGUGAAGGCCUGUCUCCCACGCGUCUACAUGCUGGCUGCUGGAGGAACCGCUGUGGGCACAGGUCUCAACACCAGGGUUGGGUUUGCAGAGAAGGUGGCUGCAAAGGUCUCGCAGCUUACCGGCCUGCCCUUCGAGACUGCUCCGAACAAGUUUGAGGCCUUGGCUGCCCAUGACGCCAUGGUUGAGGUCUCGGGCGCUCUUAACGUCAUUGCUUGCUCCAUCAUGAAGAUUGCCAAUGACAUCCGCUUCCUUGGCUCUGGCCCUCGCUGCGGUCUGGGAGAGCUCUCCCUGCCAGAGAAUGAGCCAGGUUCUUCCAUUAUGCCAGGCAAGGUCAACCCAACCCAGUGCGAGGCCAUCACCAUGGUUGCAGCUCAGGUUAUGGGCAACCACGUGGCAGUGACAGUGGGUGGCUCCAAUGGACACUUCGAGCUCAAUGUUUUCAAGCCCAUGAUGGUUGCCAAUGUGCUGAGGUCCAUUCGGCUGCUUGGUGACAGCUGUCAUGCAUUUGUCAAUAACUGUGUUGUUGGCAUUACAGCAAACCAGGAACGUAUUGACAAGCUCCUCCAUGAGUCACUUAUGUUGGUGACUGCCCUCAACCCUCAUAUUGGUUAUGACAAGGCUGCAAAGAUUGCCAAGACUGCACACAAGGAAGGCUCAACGCUCAAGGCCACAGCACUUAAGCUUGGCUACUUGACGGAGGAAGAAUUUGACAAGUGGGUGAGACCUGAGGAUAUGCUGGGACCCAAGUAAAAGACAGGAACAGCCAGAGUGAGCAUAUAUUCAGGUACUUGUAUGAUCUACACAUUCAGCAAAGAGCAUUAAAAGAGAUGAUGGAUCAAGACGGGACCGCCACGGUUAUAGGAGCAUAUACAUAGUUGCAUAUAGUUUUGUAAAUCUGCACAUCAUAAAACAAUGUUUGAAAAAAGACAUUUAUGUGGAAGAAAUUUUUUGAAUGCUCAAAAUUCUGUAUUGUUUUAUAAUAUAUUACAAUUUGUUCAGGUUGUAAAAGAAAUGGUGUUUUGAUUCCAAGGAAGUCUUCGAUGGUGUACAUAGAAUAUCUUUAUAACGAUAUUGGAGUACGAAACCCCUAUUUUGCUGCAUAAAUAAUAAAUUGAAAAAUGGUA
Molecule: messenger RNA, 2630 nt
Organism: Penaeus chinensis
Lineage: Eukaryota; Metazoa; Arthropoda; Malacostraca; Decapoda; Penaeidae
Product: fumarate hydratase, mitochondrial-like
Exons: 12
Coding region: 757-2256 (499 amino acids)
Biological process (GO): malate metabolic process; tricarboxylic acid cycle; fumarate metabolic process
Cellular component (GO): mitochondrion; tricarboxylic acid cycle heteromeric enzyme complex
Molecular function (GO): fumarate hydratase activity
Source: RefSeq, a predicted model, not a curated record